AUGGCAACCCUUGCCAGCAGCCCGCCAGCAGCAAUCACCCCUGCGGGGAGCGAGAUACCGGCAUCUUGGUCUCCCUCUCCAAAGAGAACACCAGCACACCACCCAUUGAAGCCUAUCCACGCUACCGCCACCACCCCCUCUACCACAGCAGCAGCAGCAGCAGCAGCCGUUGCACGACUUUCGGUCAGCCCAUCAUCGUCCUCGGCAUCGGGAUUCUCGCACAAACUUAGGCGGCGGCUGCUGGACGCACCCGAGGCCUCGGACAAAAGCAGCAGCGGCAGCCACGGCGUGGGGAGAGUGAGGUCGGGCUCCGAAGAGGCGGCGGUAGCGGCGGCGACGAUAGCGGCAACGGUCUCUUCUGGCGACGCCAUGGGGUUCGGAGACGGUGCGAUCAAGAAAUCGGGGCUGCUUCGUCGGUGCAUGUCGUUGGUGGACGAGAUCCCUCCUUCGUCGAGAGGAGGCCAGUCUCCCGGUUUGGGUUUGCAAAGCGACCAGCAGGGGAGCCAGGGGGCAGGAACCGCGUCGCGCAAGCCCGCCACGGCUCCGGGGGUGGAUAUCUUGAGGAGUACCAGCUGGGGGCCCGCUUGUAACGCUUCCAUCGAGCCGCCACGAGGGAUUGUUGGUGUCUCUGGCCAACACCGCCGGCCCGCGAUUCCGUCCCCCAACAACAGAGGCAUUGCAUCCUCCAGGAGUGACGCCGGCGAGCAUGGACACGGAUCAUCGAACGCCACCGGGGGGCUACCUUCAUCGAAAGGGCUCAAACCUCCGCCCGUCAUCUCGGGCCCGGCGCCGGCAACCUUAGGUCUGAUGUCGGCUUCGCCUACGCGAUCCUCGUCUUUCUGCGGCAGCGAUGGAGGGCUCCGUAUAUCCCCCCUGCAGCGCUCCGGCUCCAUCUGUAGCGUGUCAGACGCUGAUCCCGACGACGAGGCUUACGCCGCUAGCUUUUUCCUCUGCGGAAGUCUCGGUUCGGACGGCGCCUUGCACUCGUCGCCACCUCUCCUGUGUUGCUCUCCCCCGGUUGUAGGGGCACUCGACGACAUUGUCCAUGCCGAUGGGAAGAGCAAGGGCAGCGGCGGGGUCAGGGGGCGACGGCGAACCAGAGGCGUGGAGGGUGGGGGGGUGCGGAAAACGAAGCAAUCGCCACCUCAAGGUCGGGGCCAAACGGUCGAUAGCGCGCCGACGUCUCCUGAGCAGAAGCAGCCGACGAACGAUGCCUCUUCGAGCGCAGAUACACCCAACCUCCAACGGGAAAACUCGUAUUUCGAGAAGAAGGCGCCUGCGCCGUUGCAUCUCAGGCCUUCUCCUAGCCGGAGAAAGACCAGCGGCCAACGCCCGGAAGGUCAAGAGCAGCCGGGAACAAAGGCUCGAUCAAGGCAAAAAAGCAACGAUUGCGCUAGAUGCGAGAGGCUCGCCGCUACCCCGGGUCUACCGGACGAGGUGUUUCCGUCCCCAACAGCAUCAUCUGUUUCAUCAUGUGCUAAGCUUUCUUCUGUGCUCGACCGCAGAUUGCACACCAAGCCGCACAUCGCCGCUUCUGCUGUUGUUGGGUCACACCAGCACUACCACCAACAAACUGAGCAGGCGCACCACCAUGCCCUUUCCCCGGUGCCUACCGUUAGGGGCGCCGGCAAGCCUGCCGGGAGAACACUUACCGUUGAUCAGCCCAUCUCCCCGGAAAAUUCCGGCGGCUACUCAAUCGCGGAUCAAACCACCCCGAAGCUGGGGACUUGCAGUAGCAGGCUGUUGGUCGAGCAUCGUGACUUUCGACAUGCUCGCAACGAUAUCUCUGCUCAGGAUGGAGGUCAGCAGGCAGGUGCCGCUGGCAGCGAGAGCGGCGAGGGACCACGCCUACCGGUUUCGUCUUCGCCCGGAGCCGGCGGCCUGGCCGUAGCAGCUGACCAGGAAAAUUCCUUGCUUGUUCGGAGAAACGACUCGAUCCUCAAGAGUCUCGUGACGGGCUGCAGCUUGGAUCCGGCGGUUGGGUUCCGGGAAAACGCGGGGGUCUACUACGAGUUUGGCCUUUGGAAGAAAAAGGGCAAGUCGAAGAAAGCGCCCUCAAUGUCGCCGCGGUUAGCCGCAAUCCCGGCCGAGGCGGGGGGCAGGGGAGCGGAAGCGGGAUUGCCGCCACCCCCGCUGAAGGGCCGCCCGCUAAACAUCGGUAGCUCGAUUCCUUUCUCUCCGCUAGCCGCAAACGAUGCCUUCCCACCCGACAGGGCAAGGACCGACUCGGACGGAGUACAACCGGGCGGGCAAAGGGCCGGCGGGCUUUGCGACCGUCGGCCCUCCUCCUCGCCGUCGAACCUUACCCUCGUUGCACCCCUCCCUGGUUUCGCGAAACUCCCGCCAAGACGCCCGCAGGUGGAGACGAAGGCGGACAGGCCGCAUCCCCCCAGCGGCGGCGGGAGGAGAGACGAGCGGAGGUCCGCAAAGCCUGGCCACCGCAAUAGCUCAGACAGCGCCGCUGCCGGCCUCCCGCCAACCUCGACCGAACUCCAGCGCAGCAGAAGCAGCACCAGCCUCUGCCUGGGAUCACCGCCGGCCUCUUCCAAGAUGUUGGCCCCCCCUGCCCCUUCCCCGCGCCAGUCGCCCCGGCAAUCGCCGCGGGCGGCGCGUGCUGGCAUCCGGCCUUGCGCCGAGGCGGCGGCCGCGGCGGCGGCCCUGUCUAGCGACGACAUGGUUGGCGGGGAAGGUGUGAGAGGGGGGGGCGGCGACUCGACGAGGAGGGGAGGGAGGGGGCGUCUGCGCGGGCUGAAAGCAAGCCCGCCGCUCAAUUCCAGCCGCUUCCCACUUGCCUCUCACGCGGUGGGGAGUGGGGAGGAAGAACUUCCGGGGGGAAGCAACGGUGUAAGCGGCACGAGUAGUGGCAGUAGUGGCAGCCACAGCAGCAAUUGCCGUGGUGGCGGUGUAAUCCCUCCUCCGCUUGUCCUUGGUGCACGCCAGCCUCUUGACCCCAGGGCCGACAAAAAUGCCCUCACGGAUAAAUUGCCAAACAGGAGUGCGUUGCCCAGACAAGGGAGGAAAGUGAGCGCGAAUGCUCCGUGGUCUAUACCCUCGGAAGGUCAGGACGGACAAAAUCUCCAUCUUCUCCGUGGUCUGGAAGGACCCGGAGAAAUGGAGGGCGGUGAUACAUCUGCGGAAAGGCGGGAAUCGCCUCUGGCUGAAUCGGCCGAGGUGGAGGCGGAUACAGACAUGCGGGGAGCUGCAGCAAUUGCAGGAUCGGGUGACGCGGACAAUUGUGCAACUUCUGUGCUAAUGUUCUCCGGUGUGGGGCAGGAUGUGGACAUCCCUAUUCCCAUCCCCCCUCCCACAGAGGAGCUAUCCGAGUCACUAACCGUGGAAGUUUCUGCAGAUUUUUCCGCGGAUCUUUCGGAAGACUCGGAUUCAGGAUCGGGCGUUUGGAGACAUGGAGGGCCGGAUGAUGGCGAGGACAGCCAGUGGGCGGCUGACAACGGUUGCCACACGUGCGUCUCUCGCCACCCCCACCCCCACGCCAUCCACUGGAAGAGGGGGGAGCAGAUUGGGAUGGGCUCGUUCGGCAAGGUGUUCAAAGGGUUGAACGAGUCUACCGGGGAGCUGUUCGCGGUUAAGCAGAUAAGCCUCAGGCACGGUCUGAGGGACGAAAUCAACACCCUCGAGGCAGAGAUCGAUCUCAUGAAAGACCUCGACCACAGGCACAUUGUUCGCUACUGCGGCACCGACCGAGGAACGCGGCACCUGUACAUCUUUCUCGAGUAUGUCCCGGGUGGGUCCAUCGCAAGCAUGCUGCAACAGUUCGGAGUGUUCAGAGAAGACUUGGUCAGGCGGUUCAUGCACCAGAUUUUGCUCGGAACGCGGUACCUGCAUGACAAAGGGAUCAUCCACAGAGACAUCAAAGGCGCCAACGUUCUGGUUACUGAACAGGGCAUCGCGAAACUGGCGGACUUCGGGUGCUCCAAGCAGUUUCAAGGAGUAACCACUCCGAGCUUCGACGAUAGCCUAAGGACCAUGCGGGGGUCGGUUCCGUGGAUGGCUCCCGAGAUGGCCAAGCAGACGGGCCACGGCCGAAGCGCCGACGUGUGGAGCGUAGGGGCGACGAUGAUCGAGAUGUACACGGCUCGGUAUCCCUGGCCUCCGUUCUCGAACAACAUGGCGGCUAUCUACCACGUCGCCACCGCCACGGCACCACCGGCAUUUCCUGAAAACAUUUCCUCGGAAGCGACGGAUUUUCUGUCGAAAUGCCUCAUCAUCGACCCUGAUGCGCGGUUGAAGGCCAACGAACUUCUGCAGCACCCGUUCCUUCUAGUUGCUGAAGCGGAGCUCGAGGCUUCUUUCGGCCAAGGGCCUGGCGGCUUCGGCUUGGGCGAUGGCACAGCCGAGCUAAGCUAG
This is a messenger RNA of Ectocarpus siliculosus, 4365 nucleotides long. NCBI's taxonomy places the organism in Eukaryota, Phaeophyceae, Ectocarpales, Ectocarpaceae. The record is from the annotation of a GenBank genome assembly.